Messenger RNA from Racocetra fulgida, 403 nucleotides. Lineage: Eukaryota; Fungi; Glomeromycota; Glomeromycetes; Diversisporales; Gigasporaceae. The record is from the annotation of a GenBank genome assembly.
AUGACUGUUAAGAUGUCCAAUAAUUCUCCCAGUCAAGAAAGUACAGAAAGCGAUUCAGAAAAUUCUAUCGAACUAAAUGUUAAUUUGGAUGCUUUACAAAAGUCCGCAUCAAACGUAUUUCACGUACAAUGUACCUCUAUACAAGAAUUUAGCAAAGGUGGUUUUCAUAAAGUAUACAUCUUAAAAAUGGAAGAUGGUAAAGAAUAUAUUGGAAGAGUAGCAUUCCCUGUAUAUCUACAAUGGAAGACAGAAAGUGAGGUAGCAGCUAUGGAGUAUAUUCGUUUAAAUACGACUAUCCCUGUUCCCAAAGUUUAUUAUUGGAAUAGUUCUGUCAAUAAUUCAGUGGGAGCAGAAUAUAUUUUAAUGGAACAUUUACCCAGUAUUCGUCUUUGUGACAUCUGGA